AUGGCACGCAACCACACCAGGAGGAGUUUCCUGCUCAUUAUUGCGGCGCUGCAGCUGACGGCCGCCUUCCCAGCCGAGAAAACACUUGAGCCAGCUGUGGCCAUUCCUCUCAUUACACCUGCUCCCACGCCAGUUGUUCUGGGAGGGGACCCUCAUCUGCAGAAGCGGAACGUUGUUGACGAUAUCACGUCGAAGCUCGAUGGAUAUGUGAACUCGGUAUUCUCAGAACUUGGCUCGGCAAUUCCCUCCUAUGUGUCUGACGGACUCUUCCCUCACUUUCAAGACUUACCUACGGGAAGUCAAGUACUGAGCUCAGCCAAUGUAUCGAGUUCGGACCUACAAGCGUCUCCUACUCAGGUACUGAACAUCCCGGGUUAUGCGAACUGGACAAAUGACCAAUGGAACUUGAGGUUCCACGGCAAUGUCUAUAAGCAGCCAAAUAUCUCAAACGACACCAUCGAUAACUUGGCCAACUUCUUCUUGAUCGACACCAGCGUCGAGCAGCUGCCACCUUCACAAGCGGAUCAGGCUCGAAACCUAACGAGGUCUAUCUACGUGGUUCAACAGGCAAAUGAGAAUGUUACAAUGGAUCUCGAGCCCGCCCCACUGGCUGGCGGAGAUGGUGAGUCUGGCGGCGGUGGUGGAGAGACUCCUGCCGGUGGCUCGCAGUCGGUACGGCUACCGUACGAGACAACUCCAGAAGGAGACUUCGACGUCUUUGUACCACUUCAGAAUGGCUCUGGCGGCCUCCAGCCCGGUGACGGUGACCGCCCACCGCAGCGCCUGAACGUCUACGCCCAAGGCACCGACACAGGCAAUGCUACAUCCUACCUCGUGUCCGAAGAAGGCCUCACCAUCAUCAGCGACAUCGACGAUAUCCUGCGCAUCACCAAAAUCUACGAGCCAAAGGAAGGCCUCCUCAACUCCUUCGCCCGUCCCUUCACCCCCUGGAUGAACAUGCCUAACAUCUACCGCAACCUUUCUGAGAGCCUCCCCAACAUGCACUUCCACUACCUCACCACGACCCCAGAACAGGUCACACGCAACUACAUGAAAUUCAUCUACGACACCUACCCCGGCGGCAGCUUCGACACCCGGCCCCUCAACUUCAGCGAUCUAAGCGCCACGCUCUCGAUCCGCAAAUUCCUGCUCGACAAGGUCUUCCAAACCUUCCCGCAGCGCAAAUUCAUCCUCGUCGCCGACACCUCCAACUCGGACGUCAUGAGGGACUAUCCGCAGAUGGCCACCGACUACCCGGGCCAGGUGCAGUGCAUCUGGCUGCGCAACACCAGCGCCACGGACUCAGGCGACAGGUUUCCUUACAAUACCGAUGGCUUCAAGGAUUUGGAUAACAGCACGUAUAUGUUCUUCCUCGUGCCGGAUGAUCUGACGGGGUUGGAUGUGGCGGGUGGACAGUGUCGCAAUGCGAGUAUCCCGCAGAAUCUGACGUUUGGUUACCAGGGGUUGCCGUUUGGGUUUGGGAAUGGGGCGCCGGGUAUGGGCGUGGGACAGUUAGGUGGCUGGAUCUGGGCGGGUGCUUUAGUGCUGGCGUUGAAUGUUCUGGAUAUUCUGUGA
This is a messenger RNA of Cyphellophora europaea CBS 101466, 1575 nucleotides long. RefSeq lists its product as uncharacterized. Gene Ontology annotation, molecular function: phosphatidate phosphatase activity. The record is from RefSeq and is a predicted model, not a curated record. Bases 1 to 1575 code for a protein of 524 amino acids. The transcript has a single exon. Gene Ontology annotation, cellular component: actin cortical patch. NCBI's taxonomy places the organism in Eukaryota, Fungi, Ascomycota, Eurotiomycetes, Chaetothyriales, Cyphellophoraceae.